Triticum turgidum subsp. durum (durum wheat) is the source of this 1062-nucleotide messenger RNA. NCBI's taxonomy places the organism in Eukaryota, Viridiplantae, Streptophyta, Magnoliopsida, Poales, Poaceae. The record is from the annotation of a GenBank genome assembly.
AUGGAUGAGUGCACUGAGGACAAUACGGGUUUCGCCAAAGCCCUGAAGUUCUGGCAAGUAAGCCAGCUGCCCAUCCUCGUCCUCGCGAGCCUCGCCAUCCAGUGGUUCCUCUUCGUCUUCGCGCCCUUUCGUCAGCAUCGAGUCCCAGGUUUGCUGAGGCUCUCCAUCUGGCUGGCCUACCUGGGCAGCGAUGCCGUGGCCAUCUACGCCCUUGCCACCCUCUUCAACUCCCGCAGGUGCUGCACCGAAGGCCUCCCCGGCGUGGAGCUGCUGUGGGCGCCAAUCCUGUUGGUGCACCUGGGCGGCCAGGACAGCAUAACUGCCUACAACAUCGAAGACAACGAGCUGUGGAAGCGGCAUGUCGUAACAGCGGUGUCUCAGGUGGCGGCCGCUAUUUUUGUGUUCGUCAAGUCGUGGCCAAAAUCCAAAGCAGAUGGCGAAGAUUUCCAGAGAAUCUUCACGCCAGCGCUUCUCCUGUUCUUCUGUGGGAUUAGCAAGUGCGUAUGCAAGCCCUGGGACCUGAAGAGAGUCAGCGUCAACAGCCUGGUGGACUCUUCUUCAGGCUCAGAAGGGAAUGGCGAGAGUGACAUGAAUUCGCUUCAGGACUACGUCGGAGCUGCAACGCAGCAUUUCGAGGCCAGCCAUGGAAGGGGAAGACUGCAUCAGGAGACAUCAGACAGCGGCGGCGGCGAGGACGACAGCACCUGUAAAGCAGAGGAAAUCUGGAAGCCCUACAACCUAUGCAUAGACCUCGCACCCCCGUACUCCGGCCGGCUGAGCUGCCUGAAACACCUGGUGCGUAGCAACCCGGACACAGCGCAUCGCCUGGUGAAAUCCAGCCUCUCCGCCACCUUCCACCAGCUCUACACCAAGGAAUCACUGAAGCUGCACGACAUCUCGCAUCUUGUCUUCACCAACAACGCUGCCUUAAACCGCUGGAAGGUGCUCACCUCGGCUCGAGGUCUUCGGACGGUAGCCGCGGCCACCGGCCACCCUGCUGGGGGCGAUCGCGGUGUUCCGCUACCGCGGCGGCAGCGCUGGCGAGGUCCACCAGGCCUAUGA